Molecule: messenger RNA, 2511 nt
Organism: Lycium barbarum (goji berry)
Lineage: Eukaryota; Viridiplantae; Streptophyta; Magnoliopsida; Solanales; Solanaceae
Exons: 8
Coding region: 1-2511 (836 amino acids)
Source: RefSeq, a predicted model, not a curated record
AUGGAACCUUUUCAACAUCAGAGGCAAAUUCAGAAAUACAGAAGGAAACUUGGAAUGCCUUAUGCUGGUUCCAACUGUAAUGAAAAAAUCUGGUUCUUUGUUCAACAUAAUGUUGAUGUUGAGAUUCUAUUGGCUACUGAGCAAUCUAUUACUGUAAAGCUGCAGUUCCAAGAGUAUAGUAAGGAUAUGGUGGUCACAAUGGUGUAUGCUAAAUGUUCUGAAGUGGAGAGACUGCAGUUGUGGGACAAUCUAUACCUCUUAGCUAGUAAUAUGACAUCUCCCUGGUUGGUUGGUGGAGAUUUCAAUGUUUUAUUGAAUGAAGAAGAAAAAAUAGGAGGACAACAGUUUUGCCACAAGAAUAUGAAGAUUUUGCCUUUUAAUUGGUUUGGACAACUAGAAGUGGAACAUUUGUCAAGGAUUGGUUCUGAUCAUGCACCAUUACUUCAAUGGGAUACAGUCUUAACUGAUGAUGCAUUUAUGUCAUUUAAGCUCAAGAUGAAGAAACUGAAAACUGCCUUAAGUACUUGGAGUAAGACUACUUUUGGGGACAUUUUUAAACAACUUGUUAUAAGAGAGGAAAUAGUUAAGAUUAAAGAGCAGUUGUUUGAAGAAAAUCCAUUAGAAGAAAAUAUAAUGGUCAUGCAAAGGGCACAGGCAGAACUUAUACUAUAUCUUCAUUAUGAGGAGGAAUUCUGGAGGCAAAAAGCCAGGAUGGACUGUUUUUCUGAAGGUGAUAAGAAUACAAGAUAUUUCCAUAGCCUGGUAAAAGGAAGAAGAAAGAGAAUUCAGAUCAGGAGGAUAAAAGAUAAUGAUGGUAAUUGUCUUGAGGAUGUUGAUAGUGUUGCUGCACAAGCUGCCAAUUUUUCCAUAAGCAAUUUACUCAUGAGGAGAGAGGAGGAUAAUAUUUUACUUGCUGAGCAACCUACCAUGGAGGAAGUACAGAAGGCUGUAUUUGAAUUAAAUGGAGAUAGUGCCUGUGGUCCUGAUGGUUUCUCUGGUAUAUUUUAUCAAAAGUGUUGGGAGGUGAUAAAGGCAGAUGUAUGUAGUGUGGUUAAAGCUUUCUUUGAAGGACAAACUCUUCCAAAAUCAAUAACUCACACACAUCUGGUUUUACUGCCAAAGAAGAAUGUUGUUGACACAUUCUCUGAUAUGAGGCCUAUAAGUCUUAGUAAUUUUAUCAAUAAGGUCAUAUCCAGAGUAGUACAUGACAGAAUAGAUAAGCUACUUACAAGGGUGAUAUCUUCAAAUCAGUCUGGUUUUGUAAAGGGCAGAAAUAUAAUUGAGAAUGUGUUGUUGACACAGGAAAUUGUUACUGAUAUAAGGAAGAGGGGAAAACCAGCAAAUGUUGUAAUUAAGCUGGAUAUGGAAAAAGCAUAUGAUAGGGUCUCAUGGUUAUAUAUCUGUAAAGUCAUGGGAAAAAUGAGAUUUUCUCCAUUCUUCAUUGAUCUGAUAUGGAGGCUGUUGGCAAAUAAUUGGUAUUCAGUCCUUUUAAAUGGCCAGGCAUAUGGUUUCUUUCAUUCUACAAGGGGUGUCAAGCAAGGAGAUCCACUUUCUCCUGCUUUCUUCAUCAUUGCUGCAGAAGUUCUUUCAAGGGCCUUAAAUUCUUUGUUUGAUCAGUCUGAUGAUCAUGGCAUUAUUCAGGAAUAUGAGAAAUUAUCUGGACAGAUGAUAAACAAGAGAAAAAGUUCUUUCUAUUUGUUCAGCAAGGUAUCACAGGAGUUAAGUGAGCAGGUAGAAACAAUAACAGGAUUUGUGAGAGGACACUUUCCUUUUACAUAUCUUGGAGUUCCCAUUACUCAUGCCAGAAAAAAGAAGGUGGAUUAUACUGAAUUAUUGAAGAAAAUCAAAGACAGGUUACAAACUUGGAAGGGCAAGUUACUAUCCUAUGGAGGUAAAGCAGUGCUGAUCACUAGUGUGCUUCAAAGUAUUCCAAUUCAUGUUUUAUCUGCUAUAAGACCUCCUAAAUGUGUGGUUUGGGUUUCAGUUCUAUCUAUGACACAUCCAAAGCUCUAUGUGCUAAACUCUGGUGGAAGUUUAGAACCACUAGCUCUCUUUGGGCUAAUUUCAUGUGGAAUAAAUACUGUUGAAGAUGUUUCAGAACUUAUGACAGAUGGAAAAUGGAAUAUUAGCAAACUAAUGCAGCUGUUUCCUGAGGAUAUUGUGCAGCAUAUAAUACAGGAAAUUGACAUUAAGUAUGCAUCAAAUGAAUGGGAUAUACCUUGGUGGAUGAUGACAAGCACAGGCAAGUUUACAGUAAGCAGUGCAUGGCAAUUACUGAGACAAAAAGCUAAUGUGAUAGUGCCAUUUCAGAAUAUGUGGAUUAAAGGGGGAAUUGGCUACAAAGGUCUGGAGAUACUUCAAUAUGGGGGCAGGACUGAGCAUGAACUGUGUUCAGGUCAAGCAAGCUAUAAGAAGUUGGUGGGAAGCAAAAUGCCAUUUCAAAAUGAAGACCAUAUACAAAGCAGUGUCUGCUUUUAUAGUGUGGGAAUUAUGGAAGUGGAGAAACAAUAG